AGGAUAUAAACAGCGAAGUGCCGGGACAGCAGCAUCCCUACCCCCCCACUGUUUCUCUGGAGCGUAAACCUUCCCGGUUUAGCUUCCCAAGAUGGACCUGAGGGUAACAAGUGUUCUCCUCGUCCUCCUCGCUUUGGCUGAGGCCACCCCUGACAGGUACUACCAUGUGCCAAAAGUGAGCAAGACUCCCUACCCUGUCAAGAGUCAUGCCCCUGCAGGCCAGCCAGGUCCUCCAGGUGCUCCAGGUGAGCCAGGACCAAUGGGACCAAUGGGACCUCCUGGAAAGAGUGGUACCGGACAUCCUGGACAAAAAGGCCCACCAGGACCUCCUGGACCCCCUGGCUACUCUCAAGCAGGUAAACCCGGUAGCCCAGGUGGCCCUGGAAAACCAGGUACCCCUGGCGCCCAUGGUGAGAGAGGUGCACCUGGCGCAACUGGAGCAAUGGGUCCCAGAGGUGCACCUGGUACUCCUGGAACACCUGGACCUGCUGGACUUUCUGCUGUCGGAAAACCUGGACCAGCUGGCAUCCCUGGGGCAAUGGGACCAAGAGGAGAGUCAGGUUUGAAGGGACACCCUGGUAUUCCUGGCCUUCCCGGCAUUAAAGGAGAGAGAGGUGUUGGAGUUCCUGGAGUUCAAGGACCACCAGGUGCAGUUGGACCAAUGGGCCCAUCUGGAAUGCCUGGAAAACCUGGAACUGGUAUACCUGGUGCUACUGGCUAUCCUGGAGAACCUGGCAAGGGUGGCUCACCAGGAAGAGAUGGCGCUCCAGGACCAAUGGGUCCACAAGGACCAAAGGGUCACACUGGGGCUCCAGGCGUAGGAGCAACAGGGAAACCAGGCCAGAAUGGUACCCCAGGUAUGCCUGGGCCUAUGGGUGCUAAAGGUCCACAGGGUCCAGCAGGUCAGCCAGGCUCUCCUGGCAUGCCAGGUGUUGGCAAAACGGGUGAACCUGGAAUACCAGGUAGCAGAGGAGCCCCCGGUACUCCAGGAACCACUGGUCAGAAAGGAGAGCCAGGCCCAACUGGUUAUACUGGUCAGUCAGGUGCUCCUGGUCCUAUUGGCCCAGCUGGUCCACAAGGUGCAAGAGGAUUCCAGGGUGAGGGAGGCCCUGCAGGACCCAAAGGUGACAUUGGUAUGGUAGGUGCACCUGGCCCAAGGGGAGCCAAGGGUGAACAGGGAGCUCAUGGUCUCACUGGAAAACCAGGUAGCCCUGGUGCAGUAGGUCCUCCAGGAAUUCCAGGCCAUAAUGGUCCUCAGGGUCAAAAGGGUAAUCAAGGCCAUGCUGGUGCCCCAGGACUCCCAGGUGUAAAUGGCGCCCCAGGACUCAAAGGGCACACAGGCCCUGCAGGAGGACCAGGGAAAAGUGGUGAGAACGGAAGGCCAGGACCCAUGGGACCAGGUGGUCCCCCUGGUCCAUCAGGUCCCCCUGGACUUAAGGGCCACCCAGGUCUUCCAGGCCCACCUGGCCCAGCAGGCUUGACAGCUAAGGGAGUUUCUGGUCCUCAUGGUCCACCUGGAAUUCCAGGUCCCAGAGGUCAAGAUGGUCAGCCAGGCCCUGCCGGUCCUCCUGGUCCACCUGGCCCACCAGGAGAGAUGGUCUACCACCAUGAGAAGAGCAUGCCAAUCAAGUCCCACGAGCUUGUGAUGUCUCAUGAGAUGAUAAAGGCCCCCAUGUCCGCCUUCAGUGCUGUGCUGACCCGAGCCUACCCCCCAGCUGCAACCCCUGUUCAGUUCGACCAGGUUCUGUACAACGGUGAGGGCCAUUAUGACGAGCACAGUGGUGUGUUUACCUGCCAGAUCCCAGGCCUCUACUACUUCAGCUAUCAUAUGCAUGUCAAUGGCGCCAAUGCAUUGGUGGCCCUCUACAAAAAUGAGGAGCCAGUUAUUUUCACCUAUGAUGAGUACAACAAGGGCUUCCUGGAUCAGAUGUCAGGCAGUACUGUGCUUAUGCUACAUGCCGGUGACAGAGUCUUUGUCCAGGUCCCUGAUGAGGACAGUAAUGGCAUAUUUGCAGCAGAUAAUGUUCACUGUGCUUUCUCUGGGUUCUUGAUUGUCGCAACGUGA
This is a messenger RNA of Epinephelus moara (kelp grouper), 2065 nucleotides long. RefSeq names its product collagen, type X, alpha 1b (gene col10a1b). Gene Ontology annotation, molecular function: protein binding. The record is from RefSeq and is a predicted model, not a curated record. Lineage: Eukaryota; Metazoa; Chordata; Actinopteri; Perciformes; Serranidae. The transcript has 3 exons. Bases 92 to 2065 code for a protein of 657 amino acids.